Molecule: messenger RNA, 859 nt
Organism: Capsaspora owczarzaki ATCC 30864
Lineage: Eukaryota; Filasterea; Ministeriida; Capsasporidae
Exons: 3
Coding region: 47-790 (247 amino acids)
Biological process (GO): RNA processing
Cellular component (GO): nucleolus
Molecular function (GO): RNA binding
Source: RefSeq, a predicted model, not a curated record
CACUCCUCACUCAUUCAGGUGGACGUCUCAGACAGGAAAAAACACAAUGAAGACGCGAGCAAGUCGGACUCCUGCUGCUGCUGCUGCUGUCGAUGUAGUAGCGGCCUCGUCUCCAGCAGUGGAUGACUCUUCUUCUUCUUCUUCUGCUGCUGCUGCUGCUGCUGCGAUGGCUGCGCUGGUGGACACUGCAUUCGGCGAGAUUGUCAAGGCGUCCCAUCGCAUGCGCAUGGAGUCGGGCGUGCUGCCAACGGCGCUGGAUGCUGGACUCGGCGAGGCGCAGGGAACCCAGUCGCUGCUGGACGCCGUCACGCAGCAGUCGGUCGCAAUGUCGUCCAAGACACGCUCGGGACCAGCUGCAUCGACAGCACGCACGGGAAGCAGUGGUGGUGGCGGCGGCACGGACAAGACCACCGGCAGGAAGAAGAAGGAGCUCAAGUGGGGCGACUUGCCAGUGGGCAACUUGACGCCCGAGGUUGAGCGCGAUCUGCGACUACUGCGCAUGCGCAACUACCUCGAUCCCAAGAAGCACUUCAAGGGAUCCGACAGCAAGGCCCUUCCGAAGCAUUUCCAGAUUGCUCGCGUUGUCGAGGGCCCAACAGAGUUUUAUUCGUCUCGCCUGACCCGCAAGGAGCGCAAGAACACGCUUGUGGACGAAUUGAUGGCCGAUGACCGGCUGCGCAAGUACCACAAGCGAAAGUUUGUGGAAAUCGAGCAACGCAAUGCACAGGGCCGUCGUGGCCAUGUCAAGCGUCUCCAGCAAAAGCGAAAACCUGCGUGGAUGCGAAAGUAGAACCAACCGCGGUUUUUUGUUUUGUGUGUGUUUUUGUCUGCCAUGUAAUCACCUUAAUGAAAUCGUCGU